AUCUUCAGGAGGGCGGAGUCUGUGCGGCGGAAGUGUUUCUGUAGGACUUUAUAAAACGCCUUUCUUUAUGUUUUUAACAUUAAACCUUGCUGUUCUUCGGUCAGAUAGCGGCUGUGUCGUAAUCUCGUCCAGUUCAAAUAAUGUCGGAGUCCAUAAAGAAUGUCGCGAUAUUUGGAGCCACGGGAAUGACCGGGCUGGCGACGCUGCCGCAAGCCGUGGCUGCAGGAUACAGCGUGACCGUCCUGGUGCGGGACGCAUCCAAGCUGCCGGCGGACCACAAGGCGUCCAGAGUGGUGGUGGGUGACGUCCUGAAUAAAGACGACGUGAGGACGACUCUGGAAGGCCAGGACGCAGUCAUCAUCAUCCUGGGAACCAGGAGUGACCUCAGCCCAACCACCAUGAUGUCUGAAGGCACCAAGAACAUCAUGGAGGCCAUGAAGGCACGAGGAAUCCGCAAAGUCAUCGGCUGCAUGUCAGCGUUCCUCCUGUGGGAUCGCGCCAAAGUCCCGCCUCGUCUGGUCCCAGUGACGGAGGAUCAUGACCGGAUGUACACGGUUCUGAAAACGUCCGGGCUCGACUACGUGGCUGUUAUGCCUCCUCACAUUGCCAGCGACCUUCCUCUGACGGAGCGCUACAUGGCGACAGAAAACAUGCUUAAAGGACGAGCCAUCUCCAAGCACGAUCUGGGACAUUUCUUUGUCAAGUGUCUGUCCACAUCGGAGUGGGACAGAAAGACUGUGGGAGUCUGGGGAGAAUACAAAUAAUCCCAGAAAACUCUCUGCAGAUGCUUCCAAUUUUUUACUAUUUACACUAAAAAACUAAAUAGAAAAGGGAACAUUAACACAUAAAUCAAGGGAUGUUUUUGAUUUCUGAAAUGAAUUCCAUCUCUUUUAUUGGUAAAUAAGCAAAACAUGCUUCAGAUCUUUUUGUUUUCUUGUCUUUAACAGCCAUAGCACAAGAUUUCAUCUUGUUACCAAACUUUACAACAUAUGAUGCUUUUAUCCUGCUCUGGAUUCAUUGUACAGCUGUUGAUAAUAAAGUCCCUUUCCUGUCUUGCA
Molecule: messenger RNA, 1058 nt
Organism: Xiphophorus hellerii (green swordtail)
Lineage: Eukaryota; Metazoa; Chordata; Actinopteri; Cyprinodontiformes; Poeciliidae
Product: flavin reductase (NADPH)-like
Exons: 5
Coding region: 141-764 (207 amino acids)
Molecular function (GO): riboflavin reductase (NADPH) activity; biliverdin reductase [NAD(P)H] activity
Source: RefSeq, a predicted model, not a curated record